Molecule: messenger RNA, 3093 nt
Organism: Pseudoliparis swirei
Lineage: Eukaryota; Metazoa; Chordata; Actinopteri; Perciformes; Liparidae
Exons: 10
Coding region: 211-3093 (960 amino acids)
Source: RefSeq, a predicted model, not a curated record
UUUAGAAUGAAUUAUUUUGUAUGUGUUGCAUCUUCAAAUUCACUCUGAUUCUUCUUUCAGUUUUCGAAAUCACGCUUUGGUGGGUCAAAGUCGGCCUCACUAAAGCCACAUUUAGUGGCUAGGAGGACCCCCAGCCCUUCUCCUCCUCCUCCUCCUUUCAUAUCCUCUGUGAGGACACCCAGCAGCCCUGCGCCUCCUUCAUCUCCUGGUAUGUCCUCUGUGAGGACACCCAGCAGCCCUGCGCCUCCUUCAUCUCCUGGUAUGUCCUCUGUGAGGACACCCAGCAGCCCUGCGCCUCCUUCAUCCCCUGGUAUGUCCUCUGUGAGGACACCCAGCCCUACUGGGAACUAUGGCGUUGCUGAAGAUGCUGGUGAGCCUGGAGGAGUUCAGCUCGCCGCUGCUGGGGCUGCAGCUUCAUUCUGGUUGCCGUCGGAGAUGAGAAAGACCCUCCCUGUGCAGGACCAGAGGUGGAUUGCCAACACCCUCUUUCCCUCCGGCAAACUGCGGACAGAUUUGAAGCUGUGGUAUGAGCCCCCUGGCCCGGCCCUCAUCUACCAUCAGACUCCAACACCCGACCGCUUUUUUACACACUCACUGAUGGUGUGGAUGCCCUACCGCCUGUGGAAGGUGAGGGUAUUCUGCCCAGAUUGUGGGAAGCAGCUGACGGGCUCCGGUGUCCACAAGAGGUCGAGGAAGGUCCUGGACAUCGACAGGUAUUACCUGAUGGUGACGGAGACACUCAAGUGUAAUGUGUGCUCCAAACAAUACCUGUCGACGAGUCAGACUGUCCGGAACCAGCUAGACCUGCCACACCAACAGCUGUUUCGACUGAUCCUGACCCAAAAGUAUGCUUGUGACAUCCGUGUCAUUCGGCUGCUUCGGGACCGACUCUCGGCAACAGUCCAGCACGGCUGGCAAGAGCCCAUCGACAUCCCCACCAGUCGCUGGCUGCUGUCUGUGUACGGCAGGGACAUCCUCUGCCGCAUCGACCACAUUAGGGCCAGCAUCACAUCCACAUUUGGGUCUAUCUUAAAGAUGGACUCAACCAAAAAGAUCACAAAGAAGCUGGCCGGCCACGGCAGGGGGACAGCUCUCUGGGUGACCUCCAUCGGCAAUGAGGUCGGCCAGAUAGUGAACAGUGUCCUGACGGUGCAGGAGGGGCCGGGACUGGACGUGAUGGUCUCCGGAGUGAUGGAGCGGUACCGCCAGGCCGCUGUCCCACCCCCACUGGUGCUUUACAUCGACUGUGGCUGCUGUAUAAAUGAAGGGUUGAGCAAGCUGCAGACCAGGUUUGCAGCUUGGCCAGACCUCCACAUACGGCUGGACAUAUGGCACUUUAUGCGGAGGCUGGCUGUCGGCUGCACUACCGAUGCUCACACCCUCUAUCCCAUCUUCAUGAGCAGCUUGUCAGCCUGUAUCUUUGAGUGGGACGCAGGGGACGUCACUCUGUUGCGGCAGGCAAAGAGAGAGCAGCUCUGGCAAGAGGGUGUGCCAGGAAUUACUGAUCGCCUGGUGGACACGCGUAUCAGUAAGAAGGAGCUGAGCCAGUACUGCCGUAGGAGGACACGCGGUGUGGAGGCCACCAUCAAACUCCUCGAGCAGCUGCUACAUACUCUGGGUGGGGAAAGGGGAAGAGACCUCAUGGGGGUGCCACUGCUGGACCAGGCACGCAUGGAGCACAUUUGGCGUGUGCAAAAGCGCCACGUGGGGUGCAUCCAGGACGUUCCAGGUGUGCCGCUCUACACAAAGGUCGGAACGACCACCAAGAGUCGGGUCAUCCUGACACGAUACCGCUGUGCCAGAGGGUCCACAUCCCUGGAGUCCUUUCACCUCCACUUGAACAGGUUCAUUCCAGGAACUAGUGCAAAUGCGCUGAAUUUCCAGUUGUAUCUCCUGGAAGGCCUGAACAGGUGGAACCAGGAUCGGGCGACUGCAGCGGUGACCAGCAAGCCGUCAUCGUUCUUGACGUACGCCGGUGACGUGACACACUGUGUCAACACCAACACACUGAAGGUGUUUGGUCGGGCAUUUGUGCCAACCUUCAGGCCACCUUCGAAAUACACUGGUGAGCUUAUCGGGGUUGAUUAUUUGUUGAGUCAGACUGGCCAGCCCCUUAAAAUACUCCCUGACUCAGAGGAGACAGACAAUAUGCUGGAGGAUGUGAACGAGAGAGAGGAAGAAGAAGAAGGAGAAGACGAGGGCUUCCAGGAAGACACAGUGUCAAGUCUCCUGGAUGACCCAAGCCUCACUGACUCUUCUCAGCCUGCAGCCACCUAUCUGCUCUUCCAGACUCCUGCCUCCUCCUGCUUCCUCCCAGCUGUGGAUAAUUCGUGCAUGCCAGGGUUGGACAAGGUGGACAAGUUGGCAGAGUGUCUGGUGGAGUUGAGGAACCAGUCCUCCAUGGCUCUGAGCAACCAGACGGCAAGCAACAUUGUUGCUCUGUGGCAGAACCUGGAUGAGUAUGAUAAAAAAAGAAUCAUAUUCUCUGCCAGGCACCAGAGUCGGCUGGACACGGGGAGGUUCAAGUCCUCCAAAAAAAAGCAGGACUUCACUCCAGGGGUGGAAAGUUUGAAGAGGCACAGCCUGACAACCACUGGCCCACUUGCACAGUGGCCUGACUGCUGCCGCCUGAUAGAGACUAUAUUUAUCAGGCUCUGCUCUAUUCACCGUAGUCCCAAGAAGAACGGGGCUGGCACGCUGUCCAGAUGGCUGCUAAUCCUGGAUGACUAUCGUAAAGUCAGGCAGUGCAUUCUUGACAACGGGAUAGUCAUGCAGGAGACCACCCUGCAGCUGGUGGACGUGAGCCAUACAACCCUGGUGCAGUGGCACAAUAAGAGGGUGAAGAAGCAGGACAAUGCAGUUGUCAUACAAGGGCUAAAUAUGCCCAGUCCAAUGUCCCUGGCAGCUCACCCUCUUAUUUGUGCCACUCAACCACCAGCAUCAACACCCACCUUGCCGAGCCCGGCACACCUCUAUACGCUGCCCAGCAGCACUGUCGGACAGGCCAGGUUAAAGAGGAAGUCGGAGCGGCAGCUCUUUCCUGCUCCAUCCCUGGCCCCUCAGCUGGUGAGAGGUGUGUUCAUCCCAGCGUAG